Molecule: messenger RNA, 1194 nt
Organism: Benincasa hispida (wax gourd)
Lineage: Eukaryota; Viridiplantae; Streptophyta; Magnoliopsida; Cucurbitales; Cucurbitaceae
Gene: TAF14
Product: TBP-associated factor 14
Biological process (GO): regulation of DNA-templated transcription
Source: RefSeq, a predicted model, not a curated record
GAUUAAGGGGAUGGUAAGUUGGACUAAAUAUCAUCAUAGGCUCUGGGGUAGAACCUUCUUAAACCCUAACCCCCCAAUCAAUUCAGAUUCGCGCGUUUGAGUUCCCACGAAAUUAUGAAAUUGAAUGAAAGGAAAUUGUAAUCUGUUGAUCAAAUUGCCAUAGACUUAGAGGGCCAACUCAAUGUCCGGCAGAAAACAAGGUGAAACGCCGGCCGACGAAGGUGGAUCUGGUACGAAGCCACCGCGCAUCAAAAUCUCAAAAUCCUCCGAAGGAAGCGAUGCCAAGAAUGCUAGCAGGAAGCUUAAAGACAUGGAAAUCUGUGUACCAAUAGUCUGUGGAACCAUCGCAUUUUACCUUGGCAGGAAGGCUAGCGAGUCCCAGUCACAUAAAUGGACAGUCUAUGUACGUGGUGCUACUAAUGAGGAUCUCGGGGUGGUGAUAAAGAGAGUUGUGUUUCAGUUGCAUCCUAGCUUUAAUAACCCAACAAGAGUGGUUGAAUCCCCGCCUUUUGAGUUAUCAGAAUGUGGUUGGGGAGAAUUUGAGAUUGCCAUCACACUUUUUUUCCACAGCGACGUCUGCGAUAAACAAUUAGAUCUGUUUCACCAUCUGAAGUUGUACCCUGAAGAUGAGUCUGGUCCACAAACAACAAAGAAACCUGUUGUGGUGGAAUCUUACAAUGAAAUUGUGUUUCCCGAUCCAUCCGAAACAUUUUUCUCUCGUGUUCAGAAUCAUCCAGCUGUUGUUGUGCCUCGACUUCCUGCUGGUUUCAAUCUACCCAAUCCUGCAUCAAUUGAUAACAUAGCAGAAAGGGAGAGAGGCGACACUAAAGAUCAUCCCCUUAGUCAAUGGUUCCUGAAUUUCUCAGAGGCAGACGAGUUGUUAAAACUUGCAGCUGCUCGCCAACAAGUGCAAGCUCAUAUUGUCAAAUUGAGACGACAACUCAGUGUGAUGGAUGGACUACCUCAGUUUUCAAAACCAACUGCUGGUUAUGAAUUUACUUGAUAAGCUGGAGGCUGAUGGAGUUUUUUGAUGUAAUUAGGUUUACUUGCCUGUUCUCAUGGUUCAGGUCAAUGUACACAACGAUGUAUUGAGUUUUUCUUUAAAAUAUCCAUGCAGUUAAAGUAAAUUAAAGUAGGAUUUGUCGCUCUUAGUAAACUUGUUAUUUCACUUGUGCUCAAUCACUCAUUUUUUUA